Rotaria sp. Silwood2 is the source of this 897-nucleotide messenger RNA. NCBI's taxonomy places the organism in Eukaryota, Metazoa, Rotifera, Eurotatoria, Philodinida, Philodinidae. The record is from the annotation of a GenBank genome assembly.
AUGCUCAAUAUUCUAAUUUUAUCUCAACGACCUCUUCGUUCAAAUACAUGUGCUCUAAUCUUGCUUGCUUCGUCAAUAGCUGGUACAAUCACCAUUCUAUCGGGUCUUACUUCUCGAAUAAUGUCUAAUUGGAAUGCUGAUAUAUCAGCUUCUGUUAGAUGGAUUUGCAAAUUUCGUGGUUUCGUUUUAUUCGCAUUUCGAUCAUUAACGUUUUGGUUACUUAUGUUAGCUACUAUUGAUCGAUGGCUUAUAUCAUCUACUAAUGUACAUUUUCGACAUUCAAGUUCAUAUAAAAAUGUUUUACGCAGUAUUUUUCUCUUAACACUUUUAUCGUUAAUUUUUCAUUGUCAACUUCUUUAUUGUUAUGAACCAGAUUUGAAUAAUACACCUCUAAAAUGUUUCAAUAAAAAUACAAUAUGUCGAUUAAUAAAUGAUUUAUCAUUUGCUAUUAUUACGAUUCUUUUACCUCUUAUAUUAAUUUCAAUAUUUGGUUGGAUGACUAUCUCAAAUAUUCGUUCAAGUCAAAAUCGUAUUAAACCUGCUAUUAGACUUAAUGUGGUAGGUGGUCGUUUGGAAUUAGACAGUCAUCAUCAACGACGACGAUUUAAAAAAAUAGAUCAUCAUCUUUUUAUUAUGCUUUUCAUUCAAGUAAUUCUAUUUUCUCUUCUAACUUUUCCUGUAGCUAUUCAAAAACUUUAUGCAACAUUAACGAUGAAUAUUGAAAAAUCUCAAUUAAAAAUGACGAUUGAAGAUUUUGUUUAUCAAGUUGCUCUUCUUAUGACUUAUUUUGCAUUCGGAAUGCAAUUUUAUGUUAAUACUUUAAGUGGUGGAAAUGUUUUUCGAAAAACUUUGAUGAAUUUUCGACAAUUUAUCAUUCGAAAAAUGAUUUGUCGAUAA